AUUUUGUGUAAUAUUUCCAUCAGUUUGUGUUUAGUCUCCCAUUGGAAUAGAGUUUUAAAAAGUCUAUAUAAUUCAGAAACUAGCAACUUUGAUUUUUUAAAAAAUUAAUUUAUUUUAAAUUUUAUAAUGAAUUUACUAAUUGUUUUAACAAUUAUAUUGAGCACAUGUGCUGUGUUUGAGUUCAAACCACAGACACUGGCCGAUGAUGCUAACACACCCGUGGUUAGGGUGCAGGUGUUCUACACACCGUUCAGUCAGAAGGCCAUUGACUUUAUUAGACUCAACAAAAUAGACAGCGAUAAAGGUAUCUAUGCCCUUAUGAUGCCGAAAGAGGGGUCAGAGACCGAGGUCAAAUACAAGGUGGAGGUCGAUUUUGUACCCUGGGGUAGGAACGUCCGAAAGGUCGAGGAUAACAAACUCGUAUAUGAUUGUAGUAAUACUGAAAAUGCUGAAAAGGAUGCGGAUUGUGUAGGCACAAGACUUCACGCUUGCAUGAGCCAUUACACGGGUAAUUUGCACCACAACCACCACGAGUUCUACAUGAUCCUGUGCACCACCCAGGAGGCCGAUUGGACCACCGACCCCCUCAAAAAUAUCGCAACAUGUUCGAACGAGGUCAAUGACGAGCCCGAUGACGCUUUCAACCUGGAAAUCUGUGCCAAAACGGAUAACGACAUUGGACGGUCUUUCUUGGACGAGGCUAUAUCGGCCACCAACGUGAUCACCAUGUUUGAGGAGCUCAAUAAGGAUAACGACCCGUUGAUUUACAUUAAUGGUGAGCGUAAUGACGAUGCCCGCACUGACUUGCGAACUGCAGUGUGCCGCGCGUUCAAG
Molecule: messenger RNA, 834 nt
Organism: Oppiella nova
Lineage: Eukaryota; Metazoa; Arthropoda; Arachnida; Sarcoptiformes; Oppiidae
Source: the annotation of a GenBank genome assembly